Molecule: messenger RNA, 5181 nt
Organism: Cygnus atratus (black swan)
Lineage: Eukaryota; Metazoa; Chordata; Aves; Anseriformes; Anatidae
Gene: LMO4
Product: LIM domain only 4
Exons: 5
Coding region: 346-843 (165 amino acids)
Source: RefSeq, a predicted model, not a curated record
GCGAUACAAAGUGAAGCCACAUUGCCAAACUUACCCGGCGAUUGCGGCAGCCGGCGGCGGCGGCGCCCUGCGUGUGCGGCUCCGGCGGCGGGGGGCUGAGCUCUGCGGCUCUCCCCUCCGGGGAAGCGGGAGCCGCGGGGAGGACCGCGGGCAGCCGCCCCUCGUAGCGGCAGCGCUGCUCGUCCAGCCCGGGCUGCCGCUCCCCGGGCUGGGGGCUCCCUCCGGAGCAGAGCCGCAGCGCGGGCGAGCGAGCGCGGCGCUGGUUCCCUCGCACGGCGGCAGCCUCCGCGGUGACCCCGAGCGACGCCGCUCCCGGCCUCUGGCAAUAUAGAGGGGAAGCAGGCCAUGGUGAACCCCGGCGGCAGCUCGCAGCCGCCCCCGGUGACGGCGGGCUCCCUCUCGUGGAAGAGGUGCGCCGGCUGCGGGGGGAAGAUCGCCGACCGCUUCCUGCUCUACGCCAUGGACAGCUACUGGCACAGCCGCUGCCUCAAGUGCUCCUGCUGCCAGGCCCAGCUGGGGGACAUCGGCACGUCCUGCUACACCAAGAGCGGCAUGAUCCUCUGCAGGAACGACUACAUCAGGUUAUUUGGAAAUAGCGGUGCUUGCAGUGCCUGUGGACAGUCCAUUCCUGCUAGUGAGCUGGUCAUGAGGGCACAGGGCAAUGUCUAUCAUCUUAAGUGUUUUACAUGCUCUACCUGCCGGAAUCGCCUGGUCCCAGGAGAUCGGUUUCACUACAUCAAUGGCAGUUUAUUUUGUGAACAUGAUAGACCUACAGCUCUCAUCAAUGGCCAUUUGAAUUCACUUCAGAGUAAUCCACUGCUGCCAGACCAGAAGGUCUGCUAAAAGGUCAGAGUAAUGCAGAAUGCGUGCCUUCAUCUCAAAUUUUGUUCAUCACAGAUGGAUCCCAUGUCUCCAAGUAGACAAGUCACCUUUGUAGCUAGCAUCAGUGCCAGCUCCAUACCAUUGCACCUUCUUUAUUCUUGAUUGCCCUUCCCACAUUUAUUGGUGUAUUAAAAUGACUGAAUAUGAACAUUAAGGACUCCAUGAACCUGGGCUAAUGGGAGACUGUAGAGAAAAUGAAAAAAGAUCCACCGGAGGACAUCUUUGGGGGGGCGGGUGGGGAAGAUGACUAAUGAAGCUAAUUAAAAGAAGCAUUGAAAUCUGCUUUCUACCCUCAUUAACAAUUAGCAGGGCACUGGCCAGUUUGUACCCUGUGUUUUACCUUAACAACAUUCUAUUUGCUCUUUGUAUAUUUAAGUGUUGUAAGGAAAUGUGUUUCAAUCAAACUGAACAUGAGUUAAAGGAAAGAUGUGGCUUUUGUGAUAUUCUAUCACAAACACUUUUAUUGUAUCUCUGUAAAAUACAAUGUAUGUAUGCAUGUAAGUGUUUUUGUCCUAAUGUUGCUACUUCCCAUGGCAAAAAAAAAAAGAGAAAAAGGAAAAAAAAAGUCAGGCUCAUAGCAGCUACUGUGUAGAAAUUUUCACCUACUUCUAAUUUGCUGAAUGAAGAAAAAUCUUUUAUUUGUGAUAUUUUCAGAGACAUUUGCUCUAGUAUGGUGUAUUUAAAUAAUAAAAAAGUAAAACAAAAAACACUGAAUUGAGUAUGGGUUUUAGAAACUUUGCUUUAUUAAAAAAAAAAAAAAGAAACUACAUUCGAAACAUUACUCUGAAACUAAGUCUUACAUAGUCAUUACCUUAAUUGUCAGUUACCUUUAAAAGUAGCUUUUUUUUUUCUUUUUUGUCUUAUGCCAGUAAAAAACCUGUUAAACUACUACUGUGUUACUCUUGGCAAGGAUACAGAGCACUGCUUCAAAAUGAUCUUUAUUUUUCAAUGAGAUUCUUACUUCUGGUAACAAACAAAUAUAUUACAGUUCAUAUUGCAGUGAAUUAUGGUAUAUAUUAUAGGUAUUGUGGUCUCUUUCUAUCCAGUUCUUUCCCCCAGAACUGUUAGGGGUAUGCAUGUGUCUGUGAGAGUGCAAACAUGAGUGUGUAUGUAUACAUCUUAAGAGGUCAAAGAAUAAUAACAAAAAUAGAAGCAACAAAAGGGCUGUACUUCACGCUGAGCAAUAGAAUUGAGUGUUCAUAAAAAGGGAUACAAAAGCUAUUCUGAUCUGAACAACACAAAGUUGAGUUUGUUGUGGCAAGAGACUUAACUUUUUAAAACUGAUAAGGAAAGAAAAACACACUUCCUGGAGUAUUUCCGAGAGCAAACCAAUCUCAAACAUGAUCUGUCCUCUGGAAGGAAAGAGACAAAAAAGCAAGAAAACUUCCUCUAAGCUUAGAAAGGGAAUGACUUCAUUUACUGGGUUUUUCCCUUCAGCUACUUAUUGGUAGAUCUGUGUAGAAUAACUUUUGAGAAGAAAAAAAAUCCCCGCUUUUCAUUCUUAUAGCAAGAAUACUAACGUGAAUCUAUGACUGUGCAUUGAAUGCCUUCAGUCAGGAAACUGCAAGCACCUAGAAUGUGUGUCUGCUGCAAUUCACAGCAAAUCAAUAUUACCAACUCUUUGGCUUUUAUCGGAGACUAAUACAUUUGAAAUACAUCAUCAUUAUGGUUUCUUUUUAAUUCUGUUUUCAAGAUGUUCACUGUUUAGCUUUGUUUGGUUACGGAGUGAGCUUGACUUACUUUUGUUGUGAUGCUGAUACACAAAAAGCUGAAUUAUAGAUUUGUCUGUCUAAACCAACAGCAGAUCUUUUUUUUUUUUCUUCAGAUCUUACUUCUUGAUUUCUAGUAUAUUGGAGGUCUGCUGAAUUUCUUCUUUAACACUUCAGUGCCUGUGCAAAAAUUGGACUGUUGCAGAGAAAAUAAAAUGAUGUAGUGUACAGUAUCAGACAGUAAAGACAAAAAAACACUCGCAUAACAUAUAAAGUAAUAAAACUACUGAAGCUAUGUAUGUCUUUUUUUAAUUAAAUGCACUUACGUAUAUUUUUAAAAUAAGUUUGUAAGGUUUUUGAGCUGGCAUUAAAGUCUUUAGGUAAGAGUCUUGCAAAUUGUGCUGCUUGAAUAUCUUUGAAAAGACACUUGAAGUCAUAUGAAUAUAGAAUUCAAGUAUUAGUGAGUCUGCAGACAUCUUUUUAUAUUCUUUCAGUAUAAGCACUCAAGGUACCGUGUUUAAAUCUAACAUGUACAGAUUUUUGGUUGUCCAAUAUAACCUAGAAGUGCUAAGAAGAUAGCUAAUAACUUCUAGUAGUAUAGCAUUUAGUGAUGUAGAGGUUGAAGUUCAUUAACAGCUUUAAAUAAACUAUUAUAUGACUCGUUUGUAAAGCACAGCUACCUAUUUAAUAGCUUACUUUAAAAGCAUUUCUUAAGUUGCAGACCUAUAAGAUUACAAAUGUCACUCAUGUUAGCAUAAUCCACAUGCAAGUGAUGAAGCCUUUGCUUUGAUGUGCUAAAUUGGAGGAGGACUAAUGGAGCUAUGAAUAUACAAUAGAACAUAUUUUAAGUAGUAUUCUUCCUUUAGGUAAAACACUUUCUUGAAACUAGAGGCAUUGCAGACAAUAAAACAUGCUGUAAUGGGGAUGUUAGGUGUGGGUAGAAGGCUACUGGAAACACUUAGAUUUGUCCAUAUGUGAAAAAUGACUUUUUUUUUAAGAUCUGUAAGGAGAAACGUGUACUUGUUCACCUUUUAUCACAUGCAUUUGCUAGGCUGAGCCUGAAAUACACCUCCUGCAUUUAGUGCUGCUGAAAAGUCAUACAAAUAAUCAUUCAGUAAGAGCUUCCCUCACUUUCAAAAAUGAAUGCUGUUAAAAAAAAUCAAAGGAAAUAUUACUAAUCUGAAAUCAUCCUGGUGAACCUGGAUAAAAUGCUCUGUCUAUACUGCAUCUAAACGUCUCAAUCAUAUAAAUUGUCACUCUUAUUAAUGAAACAAUUUUGUAAAAAGAUUGCCCUCUAAAUGGGUUUAAUGUUUUUACCUAUCCAGCUGUCUAGUUAUGAGAUUUACGCAUCCUGGCAGGCAGUGGGACAUUAAGCCUUUCCAAACCAAAUUCUGUUUGCAACAAGAUACUGUCUUUUCAGUCCUACAUGAUUUAUCUUUAAAUAUUUUAACAGGUUAUGCAGUAUCUUGUGAAAUAUAAAAUGAGAAUGUCUUACCAAAAUGAAGCCUAUGAAAUUAAGUCACAUCUUUAGAAUAUUAACCACACUGCGUUUGUCUCAGUUUUUCCCUGUUAGUUAACACAGUUAAAAUUUGCGUCAUCUAAUUUUAGGAAAAAUACUAAAAAAAUAAAUAAAUCUGAUACUAGCAUAAUGUGACUUGCUAGCAGGCAUUUCAAAAGAUCAUUUUAAUUUAAACUUUAUAUCAAAAUUCCUUGGCUGGUAUUAGGUGUUAAGCUUUUCCAAGGACCUAUGUUCUGAACAGCUUUAUUGAAGUAAAUGAAAUUGAGACCGGGACAUGCAUGUAUAUAUUUUUUUAAAUACUUCUUCAGUGUGAAAUGGUGUGUUCCGGGACUGGUGUCACUGCCUCAGCCUACCCUACAUCAACUACCAGAUAGCCAUGGUUGCUGCUUGUUACGUUUUAGUACCAGGUGUAUGCCUAUUGUCAGUCCAGCGAAGCCACAGAAGAGCUUAUUGCAAUUAAAUAGCAAUUUGUUUCUAUGAAACUGCAAUUAAAGUAUUACUGAUCAGCCAUUUUAGAUUGGCAGGGCUUUGCCUGCAUGUUAAGCAGUGAGGAGCUCUCGGUUCAUAUCCGCGGAGCCUGAGCUGUGAGCGGCAGCGAAGUGCAGCAGCUCGCCUGCGUCCCCGGUUGGGCUGUAGGCACGAGCCCUUGGCCCCGUGCCCCUCAGCACGCGCGCGCUGCGGGCAGCAGCAGGCCCGUACCUUGGGCUGGCAGUGUGCGGGGCCUGCAGUUAUUGCUGCUUUCUGCUCCCGUGUAAGCAGGGAUAUGCGCGCUUCCUAGGGGGAUGUUUUCCACUUCAGAUUGAUUCUGUGGCAAAUGGACUGCGAGCUGUGGGCCGCAAGCCAAUAACGCGCUGCAGGUCCUGACUUGUUGGAGAUGUGUAAACAGGGCUACUAUAGCUCCUUAAUCACAACUAAUAAAAGACUAGAUGAAAGCAAUCAAUUACCCCAUAAGCUCUUUGUUUUUGUUUUUUAAUAAAAAGCAGGCAUAUAUCUGACAUGGCUGCUAUUUUCACGUCUGUACAACAGAACAGGUGAGACAGUUUAAGGCACUCACACCGUCUUACCGGCUGU